ACUAGAGAGCAGAGUGACUCUUCUUCUUCUUCACCUUCUUCUUCAUCAUCUUCUUCUCGUUCCAGCUUCAAUGGCGUGAGAAACUCCAAACUACAAAGAGUUUAAUUUAUACUCUACACCGUGCAACGUAACAACCAUAUCUGAACCUUUAGCACUUGCAUGCUUCGUCAAACUUCGCUCAGGAAAAGAUCAAAACCCAAAUGUUAAUGCAAAUGCAAUCUGAAUUCCCUUCAACUUAAGACACCACCUUUGAUCGUUCAUCAAUCACUCAAACGGUUUAUCUCUAGUGAGAUUCUCUUAUUUUAGCCUCUCUUAAACGAGUUAUUGCGUUUCCGAUUAUUUUUCUUCUUCUGAUUCUGGGGUUCUAGCGUCUUCUCUUUUUCCUCCUCCUUCAGUUGUUUGUAUUUGUUGGUGUCUGAAAGCGUCGUCGUUGUUGUAAUGGGGAAAAAGACAGUGAAGGAUGAUGCUGGAGAGCUAGAAAUGUUGCUGAAUGAGAUCCCUCUUGCAACAUCAAACAAUCUCAUUCAUCAUUACCGUCAUGCUGGUGAUGAUGAGCAUGAUCACGAUCAUGGUCAUGGUGUCAUGGGUUAUGAUGUUGAUUAUGAUGACACUUUUGCUCAGAUUAAGUAUCGAUGUGCUUCAUCAUCCCCUGUUAGUGGUUUAUCUCUUCAAUCUGAUGGUUCUUCCUCAAGCUUUUUCUCCGUUGUUGGAUCACCAACACCACCUCCAUUGGAGGACCUUACAUCCACCAUGCCUUGCCCUAACCCUAACACCAUCUGGUUGGAUUCGAAGGCACCUGAUUCAGCUGUGGCUAUGAGGAAGAAGGGCAGUGAUAUUGAUGAACUAGGCCUAUGUGCCAAUUUGAGUAAAAUGUAUAUUGGAAAUCAACAAGAGAAUCCUAAUGGCCUUGCAUUUCCUGAUUAUUAUUCUUUGAGUGGAGGAAACAAUUCUGUGAAUGUUCACGGAGAGCAUGGGGAUCGUUAUGAUUUUAGGAGAGGGUUACUUCGAUUUCAAUGGCCUGUUAGUGAUGGAUCUCAUUGUGCUGCUGAAACAAAAACAGCAUUGUUAGGAUUAAACCAGGAUUGUAACAUUGCUAACUUAUUUGGAUCACAACAGUGUCCUAGGUGGCAUGGCAAUAUGAUUCCUCAAUCGAAUGGUUCUCAUGGUUCGAUGGGCUCUCCAAGGCAUGUGAGGCAGAUGAGAAAUGGGAACUGUGGCAGAGGAAGUAUGGAAGCAGAGCUUGCUGCUUCUUUAAGCAGAAAUCCAAUGGUUGAUGAUUUGUUCUAUGCACGAAAUUAUGGAACUAAUAUAAUGGAGGAAAGGGGCAUGCCAAGAGCACCUGAUUCUCCCCUAUGUACUAAUUUAAGUCCUUAUAGAAGUGUUAGUGGGUCAUUGCAUUAUAACCCUCCUAUGUCUAAUGUAAGAGCUGUGCCACUUACAAAUGCUAGAUUAGCACAUGGAAGUUUAGAUACUAUUAUUAGUGAGGGAAGCUUCAUCAUUCAAGGUGAAGGUUCUAACUAUGUUGCUAGUAGGGGUUUGAAUCGGUCAAGAUGUCAGGGUGCUGUGCGUGAAAGUAAUUUCACCAAACAUCUACAGAGGUCGGAGCUAGAGAUUCAGUGCCAUGGUUUAGGAACUUAUGAGACUCCUAGGAGUCAUGGGAUUCAUGGUCCAUUCUCUUUGGAAUCCAAGUAUAAUUCCCUAGCAGAAGUUCGAGGGUACAUAUAUUUAAUUGCCAAAGAUCAACAUGGUUGUAGAUUCUUGCAAAGAGUGUUUGAAGAGGGUUUGGCAGAAGAUGUUCAAGUGAUAUUUAACGAGAUUGUUGAUCAUGUAGCUGAACUUAUGAUGAAUUCUUUUGGAAAUUACCUCAUGCAGAAGUUAUUGGAUGUCUGUAACGAAGAACAAAGGAUGCAGAUCAUACUCAAGGUUACUAUGGAGCCGGGGCAGCUUGUCAGAAUCUCAUUGAACACUCAUGGCACUCGUGUUGUACAGAAGCUGAUUGAGACUCUCAAAACUAGAAGGCAAAUUUCUUUGGUUGUAUCUGCCCUUGAACCGGGAUUCUUGGCUCUCAUCAAAGAUCUUAAUGGAAACCAUGUUGUUCAGCAUUGUUUGCAAUUCCUUAGCAAUGAAGAUAACAAGUUUAUAUUUGUCGCCGCUGCAAAGUACUGUGUUGACAUUGCAACUCAUCAACACGGAUGUUGUGUUUUACAAAGAUGCAUUGGUCAUUCAAAUGGGGAGCAUAGAGAGAAACUAAUUGCAGAAAUAUCUGCAAACGCUCUUCUUCUAGCGCAACAUCAAUACGGAAACUACGUCGUACAAUUUAUCUUGGACUUAAGGACUCCAUCUGCGACAUCAACCAUGAACAUGCAAUUCGAAGGUAAUUAUGUGUACAUGUCAAUGCAGAAGUUCAGUAGCCAUGUGGUUGAAAAAUGUCUUGCUGUAUUCAAUGAUGAGAAUCGGGCUAGAAUCAUUUGCGAACUGCUCUGCGCGCCUUGCUUCGAACAGUUACUUCAAGAUCCUCACGCCAAUUAUGUCAUUCAGUCAGCUCUGCGUUAUUCCGAGGGCUAUGUGCAUAAUUUACUAGUUGAAGCAGUUGAGUCCUACAAAGCAAUUUCAAGAAAUAGCCCAUAUUCCAAGAAGAUUUUCUCACAGAAGCUUUUGAAGAAAUGAUGUAUAUUCUCUCCUUAGCAGCAAGUGUUAUCUGUUGUCCUACAUUUUGAAAGAAAGAAAGAAAGAAGAUCAAUGUAGUUAUCAAUCUAUCUAUAUAUAUAUACUCAUCUAAUCUAAUAUCUUCAAAAUAUAAGGUAGUUUUGUUCUCAUUUGAAUAUUAGACAUGUACCAUUUUGUUGACCAGAUUCUGAACUACUAUUUGGAUAUUAUUAUCAUCCUGUUAAUUAUGGUAUUCUCAUUGACUGAGAAUGUAAAGUACUAAAGU
Messenger RNA from Arachis stenosperma, 2932 nucleotides. Its product is annotated as mRNA-binding protein puf3-like. The coding region runs from base 439 to 2667 and encodes 742 amino acids. Gene Ontology annotation, biological process: post-transcriptional regulation of gene expression. The record is from RefSeq and is a predicted model, not a curated record. Gene Ontology annotation, molecular function: mRNA binding. Gene Ontology annotation, cellular component: cytoplasm. The transcript is spliced from 5 exons. Lineage: Eukaryota; Viridiplantae; Streptophyta; Magnoliopsida; Fabales; Fabaceae.